This is a messenger RNA of Schistocerca americana (American grasshopper), 1764 nucleotides long. RefSeq names its product trichohyalin-like. The transcript is spliced from 3 exons. The record is from RefSeq and is a predicted model, not a curated record. The coding region runs from base 1 to 1764 and encodes 587 amino acids. Lineage: Eukaryota; Metazoa; Arthropoda; Insecta; Orthoptera; Acrididae.
AUGGAAAAGUGGGAGGGGGGCAGAAAAGGGGGAGGACAGAGAGACGGCCGUAAUCCGAAGGGCAGCAGGCAGGCAGCUGGCGAAUUACGGCGGAGGCGGCGCUGGCAACAGGUGGCGGGUCGUCGUCUGCGCGGUGGCAGCCACGCCAGCGAUCCGGAGGCGGAGGCGGAGGCGGAGGCCGUGCAUGGCUGUCCGACUGGCGCCAGCGCGCUGCUGGCGAGACAAUGCGCGGGGACAGGCCGGCCGCCUGGCCGCUUUAUUGAUUGCGACGCAGGCGCGCCGUCCCACAGUCAGCUGGAGCUGCCGCUGUCGCCACAAAAACGCCCUAAAGCGGGUCGCUGCUGCAAACGAGCUGCGCUACUGUUCUUGCCGGAAAUAGAGGAGAGGGAAGGAAAAGAGGAGAGGGAAGGAAAAGAGGAGAGGGAAGUAAAAGAGGAGAGGGAAGUAAAAGAGGAGAGGGAAGUAAAAGAGGAGAGGGAAGUAAAAGAGGAGAGGGAAGUAAAAGAGGAGAGGGAAGUAAAAGAGGAGAGGGAAGUAAAAGAGGAGAGGGAAGUAAAAGAGGAGAGGGAAGUAAAAGAGGAGAGGGAAGUAAAAGAGGAGAGGGAAGUAAAAGAGGAGAGGGAAGUAAAAGAGGAGAGGGAAGUAAAAGAGGAGAGGGAAGUAAAAGAGGAGAGGGAAGUAAAAGAGGAGAGGGAAGUAAAAGAGGAGAGGGAAGUAAAAGAGGAGAGGGAAGUAAAAGAGGAGAGGGAAGUAAAAGAGGAGAGGGAAGUAAAAGAGGAGAGGGAAGUAAAAGAGGAGAGGGAAGUAAAAGAGGAGAGGGAAGUAAAAGAGGAGAGGGAAGUAAAAGAGGAGAGGGAAGUAAAAGAGGAGAGGGAAGUAAAAGAGGAGAGGGAAGUAAAAGAGGAGAGGGAAGUAAAAGAGGAGAGGGAAGUAAAAGAGGAGAGGGAAGUAAAAGAGGAGAGGGAAGUAAAAGAGGAGAGGGAAGUAAAAGAGGAGAGGGAAGUAAAAGAGGAGAGGGAAGUAAAAGAGGAGAGGGAAGUAAAAGAGGAGAGGGAAGUAAAAGAGGAGAGGGAAGUAAAAGAGGAGAGGGAAGUAAAAGAGGAGAGGGAAGUAAAAGAGGAGAGGGAAGUAAAAGAGGAGAGGGAAGUAAAAGAGGAGAGGGAAGUAAAAGAGGAGAGGGAAGUAAAAGAGGAGAGGGAAGUAAAAGAGGAGAGGGAAGGAAAAGAGGAGAGGGAAGGAAAAGAGGAGAGGGAAGGAAAAGAGGAGAGGGAAGGAAAAGAGGAGAGGGAAGGAAAAGAGGAGAGGGAAGGAAAAGAGGAGAGGGAAGUAAAAGAGGAGAGGGAAGUAAAAGAGGAGAGGGAAGUAAAAGAGGAGAGGGAAGUAAAAGAGGAGAGGGAAGUAAAAGAGGAGAGGGAAGUAAAAGAGGAGAGGGAAGUAAAAGAGGAGAGGGAAGUAAAAGAGGAGAGGGAAAAACCAAGAGAUAGUGUAGAGCGAAAGGUUUCCGGGACUAUCAUUAAAGAGGCAGUGGAUAUACCGGUCAGUGAUAACCUGGUCAAUCGGGAUAGUGGCUUCCUAUCUAGCAGCGCGUGGAACACAACAUCAUCAAGAUUGAGACGAGAGCACACCGACGGAGGCAGGUCGGUUGCGGCAGAUGAAAUAAACAGGCCGCACCGAGGCGAGACGCGGACCACCACCACCACCACCACCACCACCACCACCACCACAACCACCACGCGCCGCCGCGCCGAUUCUGCUCGCGCCUGA